Trichoderma breve is the source of this 2280-nucleotide messenger RNA. Its product is annotated as CFEM domain-containing protein. The record is from RefSeq and is a predicted model, not a curated record. The transcript is spliced from 2 exons. NCBI's taxonomy places the organism in Eukaryota, Fungi, Ascomycota, Sordariomycetes, Hypocreales, Hypocreaceae. The coding region runs from base 1 to 2280 and encodes 759 amino acids.
AUGAAGACUGCCGCCUUUGCUCUCCUGGCUGCCGCCAGCGUUGAGCAGGUUGCUGCCACUUACUCCCUUGGUAGCUCUUGGACCAACGCCAAGCCCUACAGCUGCCCCGGCAACACCGACAACAACUGCAACACCCAGCAGCACAACGGCUGGGACUUCAGCGACGUUCCCACCGGCGUUAUUGGACACUAUGGAGGAUUCGACUUCAAGGGUUGGUCGUGCGAGAACGACUUCAGCAAGCGUGACACCCUCCUGAGCGCUCGUACCUUUGGUGCUACCGGCCGCUCCAUCUCUGGCCAGUGCACGGGCGACAAGAAGACCACCCCUUGCAUCUCUGCCAGCGCUGGCAACGACCACUUCUCCGUCGACACCUUCUCCAUCUCGACCGAGUUUGAUACUCGUCUGGAGUUCCACUACGACAUGCCCGACGGCUCUACUUGCAAGCACUCUGCCUCGUGCUCGUCCCACGGAACCACCGUCAAGAACACCCAGUGCGGUGGAGCUAAGAGUGUUUCCAUCGUCUACCCUGGCGGUUCUAAGGGUGGCAAGUCGUCUUGCGGCACCAAGGUUCACCACAUCACUUGGAACUGUGGCAACAACGCUCCCCCCAAGCCCUCUCACUCUCAGCCUGCCUACACUCCUCCCGGCGGAUCUCACCACACCAAGCCUUCUUACUCCCAGCCUGUCUACACUCCCCCUGGCGGCGGUCACCACACCAAGCCUCACCACACCAAGCCUGUCUACACUCCUCCUGCCGGCGAGACCACCACCGCCCCUGCUGGUGCCGAGACCACAACUGCUCCCGGUGAGACUUACACUGCUCCUGCUGGCGAGACCACCACUGGCCCUGCUGGUGCUGAGACUACCACUGCUCCCGCUGGUGAGACGACUACUGGCCCUGCUGGUGCUGAGACCACUACCGCUCCUGCUGGCGAGACCGAGACCACUACCGCUCCUGCUGGCGAGACCGAGACCACCACUGCCCCCGCUGGCGCUGAGACUACCACUGCUCCUGCUGGUGGCGAGACUACCACUGCUCCCUAUGGCGUCCCUACCGACACUGCUACCACCGAUGUUGUCGUGAGCACUUCUGUCAUCACUGCUCCUGGCGGCGAGACCACUACCGCUCCUGCUGGCGAGACCACCACUGGCCCUGCCGGUGCUGAGACUACUACCGCUCCCGCCGGUGCUGAGACUACCACUGCUCCCGCUGGUGUCGAGACUACCACUGCCCCUGCUGGCGCUGAGACUACCACCGCUCCUGCUGGCCAGACCUACCCCGUCCCCGGUGAGACCACCACUGCUCCCGCUGGUGCCGAGACUACUGCUCCCGCUACCACUGGUGGCUCUGAUGCCGUCACCACCGGCCCUGGUGCUCCUUACACCACCGUCUACCAGACCACCUCGACCGUCUUCACCACCUCUGUCCACACCAUCACCAGCUGUGCUCCUGAGGUGACCAACUGCCCGGCCAGGACCGACAAGCCCGUCGUCACCACCGUGACCGUUGCCGUCAGCACCACCAUCUGCCCCGUCACUGCCACCAUCACUCCCGGUGCUCCUCUGCCCACUUCCGAGGCCGCUGCUCCUACUGGCUCCGGAUCUACCCCCGACCAGUCUCUUCCUUGCCCUGAUGUCCUGCCCAAGUGCAUCAACACCUGGUUGACUCUGGUCCCCAACUGCAAGGAUAACACCGACGCCGCCUGCUACUGCCCCAGCAAGGAUCUCGUCCAGAACGUGUUUGAGUGCAUCUACUCCAACGGAAACAACGAUGACGAUGUCGCUGCUGCCAUCACCUUCUUCCAGGGUGUCUGCGCUGGCUAUGCUGGUUCCAACCCUGCCGUUGCCACUGGUGCUGCCCCCAUCACCUCCAUCAUCACCGUGACCGGCACUCCUUAUGCUACCCCUACUCAGUACACCACUGUCGUCGUCGAGACCACCGUCACCGAGCCUUGCGUCUCUGAGGGAACCACCAUUCCCGGCAGCAGCACCACCUACUACGUCUCUACCGCUCUCACCGUUCCCCAGGUCAGCAUCACUGCUGCUCCUCCCGCCGGUCAGCCCACCUACGUUGCUCCUCCUCCGGCUGAGACUGCUCCCGUCGAGACCGCCCCUGCUUCUGCCCCUACUCAGGUCGCUCCUCCUGCCCCCAUCGGCACCGCCACCGGCACUGGAGCUUUCCCCGGCAACACUGGCCUGCCCGUUAUUGGUGCUGCUGGCCGCGUUGGCGCCGGUAUGAGCCUGGGUCUCGCCGUCAUGGCCGCUGUCUUUGCUCUGUAA